UUAAGCUGCUAACCGACGAGCUCUUUAUCAUUCGCAGCGACUAUUUUUCUUCAUUUUGCUUCGUUUUCACUGGAUACACGCUUAGGAAUAAUGAAUGUAUUUAUUUGUUUGGAUAAUAAUAGGUAAUUUACCUUCUUAUACGGCGAAAUAGCCAGGCGUUCGUUUGGAAAACGUUUUACCGGCUGUGCGUCCAUACUUUAGUGUAAAUGUUUGUUUAUUUUUUGGUUAAAUACCGACUAGUCUUUGUUACCGAUUUGUUUUGUUUUUGUAAAUACAAUAUAAAUCAAUAUUAAUGAUUGAAUCUGUUUCAUAAACAUUUAACAGGUUAAAGUUUUACUUUAUUUUAUGGAGGAGCUAACAGGCUAACUGCAUCUUUGCUAACGACUAAAAAAACAAGUGGCGUUUAAAUAAUAAAAAAGGCGAAGUUUAUUGGUGGCGUUUGGUUUCCUUAUUUGUCUAAUAUGAUUAAGAGUUAUUAAAACACAGCAUGGAUGCGCUGACUGCUUUUAAAGCACCACCUCGUCGAGAGAGGUAAAAAAAAAAAAAAGAAGAAAGAAAGAAAAUAGGAAGAAAGGGGGGAAAAGACUAUAAGGCGUUGUUGCGCUCUGAGACUCUGGCCUUCAGCAUCAGUGUAACUCUGACCGAGUCACCAUGCAGGCGGUUAGUGCUCACACACACUUAUACACACACUUGUACAGGUUUAACACAAGCUGUUGGUAGAGCCGGAAUCGCAGAAAGCUUCUAAGGGAAGCUCGCGCCUUAAUUUUUCUUUUAAACCAGGGACAAUUUGGACAGUAAAGCCAGCUGUUGUUAAAGUGAGAGUGUGUGUGAGAGAGAUGGACGCGGUGGAUCCUCCUCUGGGUCUGGAGUCGGACUUCAGUGUCCGGGAUCAUAGACUACUGAGUGACUCGGACAGAACUUCCGCUCAGAAUGGACGCAGUGAGGACGCGUGGAGAUCAGUGUGUGUGUCUCUGUACGGAGGAGCUCCGUGGGGGUUCACCCUGAGAGGAGGACGAGAACACCGGGAGCCGCUCAUCAUCACCAAGGUUGAAGAAGGCAGCAAGGCGGCAGCGGUGAGACUCCAGGUAGGAGACGAGCUCGUAAACAUCAACGACUUUCCCCUGAGCGGCUACAGACAGGAGGCCAUCUGCUUAGUCAAGGGCUCCCACAAGACUCUCACUCUGGUGGUGAAAAGGAAAAAUGAACCCAUAAGCAGGCCUCACUCCUGGCAUUCCACCAAAUUCAAUGAGAACCAAUCAGACACUGCCAAAACACAGUCCACACCCUCACCAGUCUGGCAAACAAGAUAUGAUGCAAGUUCAUUCUCCUCCGACCUCACUACUGGUUGGGACCAGCCUAAUUUGCGCAGGGUAUCAGACCAGUUCAGCUCCUUGGGCAGUAUGGAUAGUUUAGAACACGGCUCGUACCCAUAUCCACCCGGACGCCUGUCUCCAAGCAAAUCUAACGGCAACAGUGUUGAACAUUUAGUGGGUGGAAAGAGAGAUUCUGCCUAUAGCUCCUUUUCAACCAGCUCAGGGACGCCUGAUUAUACACUGUCUAGAAGCAACGCAGCCUCUACAGAGAACAUGCUGUAUAAAGUUAACCAGUGGGACACAGGAAGUCGUCCUAGUAAUGGCAGACAUAGUCAAAGCCAAAGUGAAGCGGUCAGACAGGAUGACAGGACCAGUUAUCUUCAGCCACCCUCGGUAAGCAGUGGCCGAGAAAGCCCAAGAAUAGAGGAGCAGCCAGGCUACCGCCAUUCUGCUUCGGGAAGGUCCAGCAUUGCACCCGUUUGGCAUGUGCCAGAUAUCAAGAAGACCAUGGCCCCAUCACCCCCACCGCCUGCACCACCAACACGUAGUGAUAGUUAUGCUGCAACCAAGAUUCAUGAAAAGGGUCUGGUCUCCAGCUACCCUGAGAAUCCUGGGAUGCAUGCCCCAUCCAAGAUCCAGGCCAAAGGAUUAAAGAUGGCAACAGAGAUGUCUGAAAAUAAUCAAAGGAUUUACCAUGCAACCGAGUCGCUCCUCGAAACGUCUCAAAACUACAACCCACAACUUAAAAGUGGCACGGUCAAUCCAUAUGACAGCUAUAGUCAACAAGUUCCGCUUCCAAACCCGAACAAGAAAUGCUCACCAUCCAGCGCUGAACCGUCCUACAUUCGCGUGGCCUACCACCAACGUCAGUACAGUGAUGGAAGCCCUUUUUAUGCACCGCCUAAAACCCCAGCUACAGGAAAGUCUCAGAGUUGUUAUAGCAGCAUGCAAGAGUUAUCUAACAACCAUGCUCCGAGCUAUAUCCAGAACCAGAACAGAAGGCAUGUUUCAUCGCAGUCCAGCACUGCUAUUGACCAAAACCCAGACAGUCAAAGCUCCAACAGUUAUUAUUGUGUCACAUCUCGACAAACCUCUCAGGGAGCAGCCCAGGCCUCUUUAUUGCGGGUGGAUGACAGGAAUGCUAAUUCUUUGAGUGAAUUCGCCCAAAGUGAAGGUGAUAGAACUUCCAUAAGCUCUCAAGGACAGCUCAAGGACAGGUUCAGUACAUCCCAGGUACUUCACAACCCAAAAAACAAAGACAGCUAUUACAGACAAGUUGACAGUCAGCAACGGGUGUUCACACCAGUUAAAAGGUCUUCUUUUGAUGAAGCAAUAACUAAACCAUCAGAGCAUGAGGUCAGAGGACAAACCACUAUAACAAACUCGGAUGGCCAUUUCAUCAAGCACUUGGAGCAGGGAAUGGUCUCAGACUCUUACAGAUUAGGAGAGUCCCAUAAAGAAAAUUUACUGUCUACAAAUGAGACCACAGUAAGCCCCCAGAGAACCCCAAUGCUGCACUCUCUAUCACAUGAGAGUAGUAGAUUGGUUGAACUACAGAGUGAAAUGGGUAGUGGUGAAGGACAACAGGAAUUUGUAGAUUCCCUGAAUUGCAAGCAGGCUCGGCGUAGCGAUCGUUUCGCCACAACAUUGCGAAAUGAAAUUCAGAUGAGGAGAGCUCAGCUUCAGAAAAGUCGAAGCGCAGCAGUCUUGAGUGGGCCGGCUGAUCGUGAAGAAGAGCCUUCAGUUUGGAAGUCCGCAGAUACAUCUUCACCUUCAUCUGAUGGUUCCUUCACUAGUGCCUAUAAAGACCAUCUGAAGGAGGCCCAAGCUCGCGUCCUUAAAGCGACUUCAUUCAGGAGGCGGGACUUGGAGCCAGUGCUCAUGGAACACCCAGGAGCUGAAGUGCUAUCCUCUUUUAACAAGGAUACACCAUCUCUGCCAAGUGUCUCUGAGCUCCCAUCUAGUAAGCCUGCUUCGGGUACAAACCACGUGUCCCGUAUAUGCGGCCGAAAACGGUUUCCAGUAGAGAAAAAAGUAAGAUCAUUCUCUGAGCCUGAAAAAAUUAAUGAGCUGGGUGUUGCUGAGGAAAUAACCCCACAAGAUAAUGACGUAUCGAUAGUCAACAGGCGUAAAGUCUUUGAGGCAGCGGGAAAACCUGCUUACAGUAAACCCAUGCUGAAACAAAACCUUCACAUAUCUGAAGACUCCCGAUUGGACAAGCCUGGAGAAUUGUCUGAGUCUGGACAAAGUGAGAGCGCCAAGAACGAUGGUGAUAGUAAGACAUCAGAUAGUGGUCCAAAUUCCUCGCAGAGACUGGGCACAUUUGCAGAGUAUGAGGCCACAUGGAACACACAGAGAAAAGUGGAUCCAAGGACAUCUGGAAGGUACCAUUCAGCUGAUAACAUUCUUGAUCCCGGAGCAGAUGAGCGACGUAAGCCCUCCUAUUUCCAUGAAAGGUCACGCUCCUCUCCCUCAGAGGACUUCUAUGGUCAGAACAUCCCAGUGCAAGGAAGAAAGUCAGCGGAGUGCUGUCGACCUGAGAGAAAUCUCUCUGAUCAUGACAACUCCACAUCAAGGUUAAGUGACCAAGCAUAUAAGGAUUUAUUGCCCAAGGCAAAUCAGGAACCAGCAUCACAUUUGACAGAAGGAGAGUCAGAGAGAAACUUCUCAGGUCCACCAUCCACUCAUAAAUCUCCUGCCAGCCCUGCUGGUCCUUCUCAACAUUUUACUGAUCGUAGCAUCCUCACCGAUCCCUCCUCCAAUGCAAUUACUGAAGGCUCAAUUUCUGAGAGACCUAUUCUGACACGCCUGGACAAAUACAAAUGCUCCGAAGCCGCCGCUCCUCUUUUCACCUCACAGGGCGGAAACCGUGUCUCUCAUUCUCCCGUUAGGGCCACCGUUUCUGAGGACUCCCAAGUUCACACCCCAGUAUCCUGGAAGGACGCAGAGCAUAGCAAGGGCCCCAAAGGAGAGGAGGAGACUCAACCAGAGACCAUACCCCUUUCUCCUCCUCCACCUCCUCCUCCUCCUGAACCUCCUGCCCACCUAACUCCACCCAGCAUGGAAGGGCAGCGUUCACCAUCACCUCACUUCGCUCCCCAGAGGCUGACAGAUAAGCCCCCAGUUUCUGUCUCUCAGCAGGAUGAAGCCACAGGAAGGAUGGACAAGGUGAUUGAUGACAGCAGCACAGUGAAAAAAGUGCCCAUCAAGAUUGUUCAUUCUGAAAGCAUUACGGAGAAAGAAAAUCGACAGUACCUUCACCCAAGCCCCGAGGCGCCUCACAGCUCACAGCCCACAGUCUUGUCUCUGGCCUGUCUGGGAUCUGUCGAAGAAUCAUCCUCUCCAUUUUGCACAUACACACGUCAAAGAGAGCAGGAAAAUGAAGCUAUGGGCCCUCAGAAGGAGCAGGAGCUUUGUGCUAAUGUCUCAGGACCUCAGGAGCCCCCAAAAGACCCCUGUGUGGAUCAGCGCACUAACGGAGUCUCCGCAGGCAGCCAUAGUGCAUCCUUACACUCUGAGGAAGACGAGAAGAGAAAGGUCUUGGCCAGGGACAUCAUGGACAAAGAUAAGUCCUUGGCAGACAUUUUAGACCCGAGUAAGAGAAGGACCACGAUGGACCUGAUGGAAGGGAUUUUCCCAGAAGGAGAGCAGCUGGUUGAGGAGGCUCACCAACGCAGGAGAGCUGGACCCAAACUGACUUCCUCUCGCAGCUCUGAGGAGAGGAGGGAGGAGGACAGCAUGGCGGCAGCCGCUGCAGCAGCUGCUGCUCUGGUAACCAGCUCGGCUUAUUACAGCACGUCCGCUCCCAAAGCAGAGCUGCUCAUUAAAAUGAAGGACAUGCAAGAGCAGAGUGAAGAGGUCGAAUCAGAAGAUGAGCUGGAGGCGGAAAACGACACUGAGCUCGCCAACAAAAAGCAAGAGCUGAUCGAGAGCCUGAGCAAGAAGCUGCAGGUGCUGCGGGAGGCACGAGAGAGUCUGCAGGAGGACAUUCAGGACAACAACGCUCUGGGUGAGGAGGUAGAGACCACCGUGCAGGCCGUCUGCAAACCCAACGAGCUGGAGAAAUUCCGCAUGUUUGUCGGGGACCUGGACAAAGUGGUCAGCCUGCUGCUGUCCCUGUCUGGGCGUCUGGCACGUGUAGAGAACGCCCUUAACAGCCUGGAGGAGGAUGCACCGCUCGAGGAGAGGCGCACGUUGAUGGAUAAACGCAAGCUGUUGAUCCGUCAGCACGAGGACGCCAAGGAGCUAAAGGACAACCUGGACCGACGUGAACGCGUCGUCUACGACAUCCUGGCCAGCCACCUGCAGGAGGAGAACCUGGCCGAUUACGAGCACUUCGUCAAGAUGAAGUCGGCCCUCAUCAUCGAGCAGCGCAAACUGGAGGAUAAGAUCAAGCUCGGCGAGGAGCAGCUCAAGUGUCUUAUGGACAGUUUGCCUCUGGAUCAGAGGUCACACUACUGAGACAAGUGGACUUUACAGUGUAAAGUGAUAGUGUGUCCAGAUUUCAAAGUCAGAACAGAUUUAUUUGGACUCUGGCAUUGCUGAGACCCUGACGCUGCCAGUGUUUUUGCUCUUGCUCAGAGCCAUACCACUGUUUUUUUUAUGUUUUAGAACCACACCCAACUUUGGGGCUGCAUCGUUAUCACUUAAUACUGUGUGAUUAUUCUGAUUAUUGUGAUAUAAACUAUUCUGUACUGAAUGAAAUGAAAAUUUCAAAGCGCUUAUCGUAACUUAAGACCCUGAAACCGUUUAUCUCAUGUGUUACCCCAGCUUUGUCCCAGUUACUCUUUCAGUAUCCAAUGUUUCUGUAAUUAUGCGUUUUGACCACUAGUGGGCAGUGGAAGAUGGUUACAUUUCCCUUGACGACAUGGUACAAACCACUUUCUACUCAUCCUUUACACUAGCAUACACAUAGAAGACACUAACAUGACAAUUCACUGCGUAUAUUCUUAAAUCUUCUUCAAUAUAUAUAUAUAUAUAUAUAUAAAAAAAAAAAAAAAAACAUAAUUUUGUCUGUCAAUGCUGAAAUGCUGAUGUGAAAUGCUGGUUUUUGAUAAUGGUGCAUAAUUUCAUGUCAUCAGUCCUUGCUCUUGUCACAUCUAAAACAAUUUCAUAUUGUUUUUAGUAAUUUAUUGUAGACUUUUAAAUCUGUAAAUAAGACUAGAAUAUGUUAGUAUUUACCCUUUCACUUACUUGAUCUUAGACAGAAAACAUUCCUUUUAGAUUUUAUGCGUUUUUAUAAAGAAAUAGAAAUAUGCAGUAAAGUAUAAUGUUUGGAUUUAGAGCCACGUCAAUGCCUGCUUUUUGUAAUGUGCUUGAGGGACUACCUGAGAAUUACAAUUUUCUCUCCGAGAAUUAAGUGCAUGUCUAUAAAUUACUGAAUGCCUUUUGCUCUA
Molecule: messenger RNA, 6709 nt
Organism: Clarias gariepinus (North African catfish)
Lineage: Eukaryota; Metazoa; Chordata; Actinopteri; Siluriformes; Clariidae
Gene: shroom2a
Product: shroom family member 2a
Exons: 10
Coding region: 837-5774 (1645 amino acids)
Biological process (GO): actin filament organization
Cellular component (GO): apical junction complex; adherens junction; apical plasma membrane
Molecular function (GO): actin filament binding
Source: RefSeq, a predicted model, not a curated record